Odontomachus brunneus is the source of this 3940-nucleotide messenger RNA. RefSeq lists its product as uncharacterized. NCBI's taxonomy places the organism in Eukaryota, Metazoa, Arthropoda, Insecta, Hymenoptera, Formicidae. The transcript has 6 exons. Bases 359 to 3337 code for a protein of 992 amino acids. Gene Ontology annotation, molecular function: protein binding. The record is from RefSeq and is a predicted model, not a curated record.
CAUCGAUCGAGGCUCACGUUCCAUCCACUCCCCGAAAUUCUCGAUUGUUUCACUAGUCGCGAUUACCGGUACGUUACGUACGGGAGAAAGAAAAAGGGAUAGGCAAGGAGGGAGAGAGAGAAAAAGAAGCGAGAAAAAAACAAAAAAGAAAGAGGGAUAGAGAAACACUGCGGAAUCAUUCUUAAUGAGGCGAUCGUAAAUCGUGACAGUGCGAUGACACCUGUGCUUUGCCGAGAGGAACCGACCGACGGAACUGCGGUUGCGGGGGUGUUUCUCCACGGUGCACCAUAGGAAUUUUAUGUAACAACCGGAAGACGUCGGUUUGUUGCCAUUGACUUCAUACCUGAUAAGCUAGACAAUGUUUAAACGUUUGUCGAAAUCGAGGCGUCACAGCGUCGACGAUGUUGCUCUAUCCAUGUCAACGCCUGUUGUCCUGGACGAGUCAUCAGGAACUUCGAUGCCACGGGAGAGCAGUCCAGAUCCGAGCACCACCGUCUCACUGAGGAUCUCCAGGAGCAAGUAUACCCGCAGAAGCUGUGGCGAUGUGGCGGCGAUGCAAACCUUGCUCGGACCGAAACAAAACGACGAGCAGAAUGUCAUCGAAGCCGACUAUCAAAUGGUCACCGCUAUGCCAGCUUUCAUCGUAGAGCACGAUCCAGGAAAGCAACGAGCAUCAGGUCUCGGGAUUUGGGGUCGUCGGAUGAGCAAGAAGAUUGAUUCGUUUCGGCAGGGCAAAUCUCGUGAAGCUGUUUGCUUUGUCACGGAAAAACCCGACAAAGUGGAUCAUAGCGCCGCCAAUAAAAACAAUAACAAUAAUAUCAAUAACAACGAUACCAGUACUAAUAAUAAUAACAACGACAUCAACGUCCAACAGUCAAGCAAGCUGCAUCUGGACGAGAAAUUUAAUAAAAAAUUACCGAGUGGUUGCCAGCGAUCUCCGUCACCUUUCAAAUCAUUCUUCAUCCGAAUGGGUUCUACCGGAAUGCUUAAUUCGACUAGAACCAAUAAAAGAUCACAAAAUAUCGAAGAUAGACUGAAGAUAUUGGAUAAGGAGAGUUUAUUCAGAAGCUGCAGUACCAGCCAGUUGAACAACAGUCCGACUUACGUGAAGGGCGACGACCCCUCUGAAGGAAUAGACCUGCAGAUAUCAGCGCGAAAAGACAAAACAGUGUCUUGCGACAACCUGGCAUCAGGACAUCGAGGCAACGAGCAAGGUAUUUUCGAGUCUUGCACAAGACGUGACUCUUGUGUCUCCAAUUCCCUUGGAAGUUCUUCGGUGAGUUUCAGCACUUACGAUCUCGGACGAUCAGAGGACGACGAGCCGUCGUCGUGCAUGAGGAAAAGUAGUAGCUGCGAUCUGAAAGAGGCGAGAAAGUCUAGUUUCCCUUACGCUUUUCUGCGAUCGAAGCUUUCCGUGUUGCCCGAGGAGCGUCACGGAUCAUUAGUGUCCAAAGACGAGAGGCUGUUCAAGACGGCCUCGGAGGAGCAUUUCCCGACAUUGAAGAUUGAGGACUCCUACAAUGGCACUACCACUCUUGGCCGCAGAAGAUCGAGAAUCGGAAACGGAAUCGGCCAUGGUAAUCCCGCGAGGGAUCAGGAGACCGCCUCGGGAUUGAGUCGCGCUUCCUACAUGGAAUUCCGGCGUAAUUCCAGCGGAUACGAGACCGACAGGUAUGCCAAUCGCCUCGAACGAAUCGAGUCAAGCAACUUCCAACACAAGAACAUUGCGGCAGGCUGCUACAGUCUGUUCGACAACAGCCUGCUCUCGCUCCGAGAGAACAUCGAGUUUCAGCAGACCAAUGAGUCCGUUCAGGAAAAAUUAAACUUUGCUGCCUCAAGGGUCGAGCCCGGGAUAUCGGACAAUUGCAGUGCAACGGACCUCGAUGUGAUCACCACAAUCAGGAACAAUCGACGGAAUUCCGCAUCGUCCAGCUGCGAGCAGCGGCUGUCUUCGCAUUACGUGAGCUCGAACGAGUCCGGCUAUGAUAGCGAUGGGCCUCGUGGUGAAUUCGUAGCCGUCUCGGAGAACGAGGGCUCCAGUCUGAAGUGUAGUUCCGACACCAGCAGUGUUAUUGACUCGGAAGCGGAGAAGCCCAUAAGGAGCUCCACACCCAGCGAGUGUCAGGACGCUCGAGACAUUCGGGAUUCUAGCAAGAUAAUCAGAAGGAAUUCCGACACGAUUGACGAGAAUCGAUCGGAUGCGGUAUCCUUGAUGAAUAUCGAAGGGAUCGACGGCCUCAGGUGGCACCGCAGCGGCUCCGGCAGGAUGUUGCCCAGCAUUCACGGAACGUCCUUUGACGAGGACCUGACCAUUGCCAGGUUAGAUAAUCCUGGACUCUCCAGCUGCGACGAUAAAUUGAGCUUUCUAUCAGGUGUGUCCAAGAUAUUGGAUGUGUCGCCUCAUCGCAUGAGGCUGCAACAGGAUAAGACGAGGUUCCUAAGCGACAUUAUUCAGCCGUUUACGAGGGUGCGCCGGUGUUGCGUGAUACAGUUACACAAGAGAGAUCCCAAGGAGAGUCUGGGGAUUCGACUGGCGCAGCAGAGACUAGGAGACCCGCGGUACAUCAUCGUGCAAUUGGAAAGUGACGGCAUCGCUCAUAGGGACGGCAGACUGAGGUUGGGAGACGAAAUCGUCGAGGUCGAAGGCAAAGAGUUGAAGACGCUCGAAAAUCUCGAGGAGGUUCAAGAGUUCCUGAGAUCCUUCACUGGUAAUAUCAUACGUUUGACCACGGCUUACGAAGAGAUAGUGCCGCAAAUGUACGACAACAAUCCGCCGUCCACCUUAUCCAGCGAGUACGAAUAUAUGGAAAAUGCGAAAAAUCUCUCAAAUAUGUCGCUGAUUGACGCCGAAACGAAUCACACUUCGUCCGUCGAAAGGAAAGCGGCCGACAGUUGCGAGCAAGUCGAACCUGUUCAGCUAAGAAAAAGGCCUGAUUUCCUGCCGCUCUCGCGUUUAUCCAAAAAUCAAAAAGACACCAACAGCAAUUCCGGGGAGCCCACGACUGAAUCACAACAUUAUCUGACGAAACACGUGGCUAGGUUCGAAAAGGGCUACGGCAAGCCCAGUCUGGGUUUCAGUGUCGUCGGUGGCCGAGAUAGUCCGAGAGGUGACAUGGGGAUCUUUGUUAGAAGAAUUUUUCCUGGUGGCCAAGCUGACAUUUCUAGGUCAUUGUUUCAAGGUGAUGAAAUUUUGAGUUUAAACGGAAAAGUCCUGAAGGGUCGUACGCAUCAGGAAGUCAUUGAGUUAUUUAAGACGGUGAGAGAAGGUAUUGUCGAAUUGGAAAUUACGAGGAGACACAGAUAUCCUAGAAGCACCUUAAAAAGUGCGCCGUAUUAGAGAGUAUUAACCAGGAGGAAACUACCCACCGGAAGUGCUCCUUAGAUGUAGAUCGAAUCUAUUAUUGUUCACGGCAAACGGCGCUUUAGGAUUCUAGUCUAUCAGAAGAAAUCAAUGACUUUCGACGAUUCUUUUUUUUCCUCCUUCUUUCUCGUAACUUAUUUCGCGCGGUACUGUGCAACUGCCUAAUUAAUUAAGUUUAUUUUUAUUGUAAUGCAGAGUGGCGUGCGAAAAAAUGGUCUCGCCCGUUAUUACCCUGCGUAUGUGGGUGUAGCAUUAUUUUGUUACUCUUUUGUUACUAAAAACUUUAUCAUCCGGGCUAUUUUCUCGCGUGCCACUCUGCAGUAUUUAUAAUUGGUACUGUAACUCCCACUAUAUUACAUUAUCAUGUAUCUUUAAAUUAAGACUUCAUACGAAUAACGUUACGAGACAGAGUGGAAUCCAUUGUAUGCAUUUUCUUAAUUGUAACCGAUAAUGAGGAUGUAUUAUACUUCGCGGUUACCGUAUAUUUCACAUUAUUACUAAUUAUAAUUGUUAUUAAAUAAUUGUUUUAUUUCCAGCGAGUUUUGAUAAUGUACACUAUAUACAUGAUUCAUAUUUAUA